This is a messenger RNA of Orussus abietinus, 3574 nucleotides long. RefSeq names its product protein sel-1 homolog 1 (gene Hrd3). The transcript is spliced from 7 exons. Gene Ontology annotation, cellular component: endoplasmic reticulum membrane. The coding region runs from base 582 to 2837 and encodes 751 amino acids. The record is from RefSeq and is a predicted model, not a curated record. Lineage: Eukaryota; Metazoa; Arthropoda; Insecta; Hymenoptera; Orussidae. Gene Ontology annotation, biological process: ERAD pathway. Gene Ontology annotation, molecular function: protein binding.
UUAUUGCAUUACGGCUAAAUCAUAUUGAUUUUUUUUACUUGGAGCGGAAAGGGCAAAGUUCUUGGGCUGCUCCUCUGAUUUCGGAACACUCCUCGCAUUUACGGAAAUAUUUUUGAAGCAGCCAAGAGCCGAACUGUUCCACGUGUAUUUAACUGCGAAAAGUGACAGGUUCUUUGUUUUUUCAGCUGUAAAUUACCGUUGAACAUCUCUUUUAUAGCAGGAGCAUCGGCGUGGCGGUAACCUCGUCGCGGCGGGAUACCGUAAAAUGGUUCCGAAUUCUCCCGAACGAUCAGCUGAUUCGGUUCAUCCAGAUUUGUGGUUUCAUGGUAUGACGGUCGCGUUGUCGGUGAAACGACGUUGAACAACGCUCGAAGAAACCAAGAGGAACCCUAUGAGCGAGUGGGGAUUUCUAGCUGGUUAAUGCGAUUUAAACGUCGCGAGCAGUGGGGCGAGCGGAAUCCAGAAAUGUCCACGUAUGUGUUUACAGUUUUUCAUUGGUAGGCCCUGGAAAAUUCUAAGUUCACCUGGUGACGCUUCUACGGUAGUCUGUGAUGAGCUGUACAAAUUGAGAUCAGCGAAAGAUGAAGGCUUUCCAAGGAAUAAUAUUUUUGCUCCUGGCCUUGGUAGUACUGUCCGAAGCAGAGAUUGAAAUUGAACUGAAGGAUCAAGAUGAUGCGUCUGAAAAAUCCAAGUCCAGCGAGGAGUCGGAAGAUGAAGUUUCACCUGACGAUUUGGAGAGUGCCUUAGUAGAGCGAUGGCGCAGGCUCCAGAAGCUUCAUAACACGAUCCUUAGGGUAUAUCCGACUUUUGACCUGUUAUCGAAAGUGAAGAUGCUUAAAGAAAUGUCCCAGGAUGAGGUGAAGAAAUCGAAGAGCGAGACAUGGAUGGACGAUCCGGUUUUGGCCAGAGAGUGGUUCAAGGCGAUAAUGGAAGAGACCAACAUGCAACCACUGGAGGAAGAAGAAGAGGAAGUCGAGUUAUGGGAGGAAGAAGGUCAGGAGGAAGUACAGAAGCCUUUGACUCCGGAACAACAGGAGGCCGAAGAUCUGUUCAAGAAGGCUCAGGGACUUCUGAAUGCAACACAUGCGAAUAAAGCCGAAGCCUAUAAGCUUCUCACCGCUGCUGCUACCUUGGGACACAACGAAGCACGUUCCAUGCUGGCUUGGGCUCAGCUUUUGGGCACGAAUGUCGGUUCUUCGUCUUCUCAUAGCUCCACUCAAGAUAUCCCAGCUGCCUUUCAAACCUUCAAGGAAUUGGCUGAAACUGGAUUGCCGUCUGCACAUAUGGGUACAGGGUUCCUUUAUGCAAUGGGACUCGGAGGUGUUAAUGCAUUUCAAGGAAUAGCUCUGCUUCAUUACACCGCAGCUGCGCUCGGUGGGGACACUCGUGCUCAGAUGGCUCUUGGUUAUCGCCAUUGGGCCGGAGUAACCACUCCUAUCUCGUGCGAGAGAGCUUUGGAUUAUUAUCGAAAAGUAGCUAAUAAGGUUGCGGAACAGGUAUCGUUAAGUGGAGGACCGAUAGUUCAACGAGUCAGAUUGCUCGACGAACACGAGAAUCCUGGGUACAGCUCUGGGAUUUUGGAUCAAGACUUGAUAGAGUACUAUCAACUGCUUGCGGAAAAGGGUGACGUACAGGCUCAAGUUGGGUUAGGGCAACUGCACUACCAGGGAGGACGAGGUGUUUCUCAAGAUCACCAAAGAGCAUUCCACUAUUUCCAACAUGCUGCUGAUGCAGGAAACGCCAUCGCUAUGGCUUUUUUAGGAAAGAUCUAUCUAGAAGGCAGUGACAUAGUGAAGCAGGAUAACGAAACGGCUUACAAGUACUUUAAGAAAGCAGCUGAUUUAGGGAAUCCUGUCGGGCAAAGUGGGCUGGGCUUAAUGUACCUCUAUGGAAGAGGAGUCGAAAGGGACACAGCGAAGGCUCUUCAAUACUUCAGCCAGGCUGCUGAUCAAGGAUGGGUGGAUGGCCAGCUACAGCUCGGCAACAUGUAUUUCAGUGGAACUGGUGUUCGGAGGGACUACAAGCUAGCCAAUAAGUAUUUCAGUUUAGCAAGUCAAUCGGGCCACGUCUUGGCUUUCUAUAAUUUGGCUCACAUGCAUGCCACCGGCACUGGUAUGGUACGAAGUUGCCCUGCAGCAGUGGAACUGUUUAAAAACGUUGCCGAAAGGGGGAAAUGGAGCGAUCAGCUCAUGGCUGCUCAUACAGACUACAGAGAAGGUCGCAUCGACGAAGCGUUCGUUACGUACGCUCUGCUCGCCGAAAUGGGCUACGAAGUCGCUCAGAGUAACGCAGCGUUCAUCCUUGACAGAGGAGAAACCACAAUUCUCACCGAAGAAGAGGGUCUCGUCAAAGCACUCGCUCUUUGGGCUCGGGCCGCUGCUCAGGGAUAUUCCGCGGCUCAAGUGAAGCUCGGAGAUGCAUACUAUUAUGGCAGAGGAACACGAGUGGACUACGAGGCUGCGGUUGGACAUUACCGUUCCGCAUCCGAUCAGCAGCAUAACGCACAGGCGAUGUUCAAUCUGGGUUACAUGCACGAACGAGGCCUCGGAUUGGCAAGGGAUCGUCACUUGGCAAAGCGAUGUUACGAUUUAGCAGCAGAGGCCAGCCCCGAUGCUCGCAUUCCUGUCGCCCUAGCUCUAAUCAAAUUGUUCCUCCUCUUCGGUCUUGAUUACUUACAAGAGUUCAGUCUGGUCGAUCAGUUGAGCAAGUGGGAUCAGUUUCUUGGCCAGAGCUGGGACUUGUAUCUUAUUGGGAUCCUCACCGGGAUGCUCAGCCUGAUCAUUUAUUUCCGCAGACCUCAACCACCGCCUCAGAGACAAGUGCCGCCAAUCAAUUAGAUCCUUCUCUCUUCUACAUUUCUCAAGAAAAAGACAAAAAAUUACAAGUGUUCGGACUCGAAGCCAGCCUUUUCUCCAAUCGAACGGUGCCGCACGAAACUCUAUUUCUCGUAGGAAAUAGGAACUUCUCUCCUUAAAGUAAAUAUUGUAGAUAUUUAUUCGUCGCGCAAAGUUGUGAAGCGGUUCAUUUUAAUGUUACAUUUUAAAUACCUGUAAACGUCUUGUUGUACAAAGGAAGGUACUGAGAGUUUUGGUGAAAAGUCUGACUCCGGGUUUGACGGGGGAACUAGGAGACGAAGUGUUCGUUAAGACUUUACGAAUUACGCCGAUGGACACGUAAAGAAUCGUGUACCAAAUUCUAAUUGAUAAUUUCAAUGCAAGAGUUAUACCUGGGGGGGUGUAAAAGUCACUUCCGAGGGGUCGAUCGUUCUUGGGACUUUUCUCCGAACUGGGUGUAACGAAUUGUUUCAGACUACGAUAGAAAAGUUUCAUAAACGAGACCGUUUUGACGCCACUUUGACACCGCCUUAACAUCGGUUUACGAUUAUACGGACUGUAUUUCUCCCAGCGGCAUUCUCGAUUGAUCGACUGACUGGAAUUAAGCGAACGUUAAUGCGAAAUUUAACGGGACAAUGAUGAAGGGGAGUGUCGUUAUUACUUUCAAUAGUCAAGUGUGAUGGGGCUAUGAGUGAGUGCAGAAAAGUAAAAUAAAUACUGUAUCAUUGUUGUCUUUUAUA